Messenger RNA from Adelges cooleyi (spruce gall adelgid), 3389 nucleotides. RefSeq names its product WAS/WASL-interacting protein family member 1-like. NCBI's taxonomy places the organism in Eukaryota, Metazoa, Arthropoda, Insecta, Hemiptera, Adelgidae. Bases 709 to 2043 code for a protein of 444 amino acids. The transcript is spliced from 9 exons. The record is from RefSeq and is a predicted model, not a curated record. Gene Ontology annotation, molecular function: actin binding.
UUCAGUGUGUUCCCCCACACAUGCACCAUACCACGUCUGGUAUAGUAGCAGCCGUACACACCAAUAACAUAACACAACUAUCAUAUGAUAUAUAAUAUACGUAACGUAACUUGUAUUUUACUCUAGGCUCAUUAUAGUAAAUUAUUUUUUUUAGUUUUACAUAAAUAUAUAAUAAUUUGUUUUGACAACUCCAAAACUGGAUUUGGUCGAUUCGACAACGUAGUUGGUCUUCUUGAAAUUUACUGUUGCGUUUGUUGUUAUUAUUGUUUUGUUGCGAAAAAUUAAAAUGAUAAACGACGGUAAUCAUACACACGGAACCCGUUGAUAGUAACAGCAGCCGGAACAGCGAUCAAUCGUCCGACGUCCGGAUACCUAUUCCGACGAUGAGUGGCCGACGACGGUAUUUGCAGUGAUAACAUAUUAUUUUCCAGUCGUCGAAUCUUCAAAAUUGGGCUUGGAUCGUCGUCAUCGCUGAUUCCGUUUAUUCGUCGCCCGCGUACAUGGCCCCCUCGUUUCGUGAGUCAUUUUUCUGACAUUGACUAGGGCCUACAUUGUGUAUUGUGACACACUACAAACACUCUUGUCGUCGACGCCGCGCCCUCACUUGGCUGACGAUUUUCGCGGUAGAUGAACAACCACCAGUUUUCGUCAUCAUAACUACAAUCAUCCGAAUGUACAAUCAAACGUCUUGAGUAGCUAAUUGCUAUCAUGCCGUUCCCUCCGCCUCCACCACCGCCAGCUCCGUCUUCUGGUCCACCGCCACCACCGCCUCCAGGUCUUCCGAUAUUUGGUGGCGGAGGUAAGAAAGGCAGUAAUGGAAAUUCGGGUCAGGCUAGAGACCAGCUGUUGCAGUCCAUUAGGCAGGGAAAACCUUUGAAAAAGACUGUCACCAUCGACAAGAGUAAACCGCUUGUUAACAGUUCACCCAAAACACCUACAUCUUGUAAUGGUUCGGCAAAAUUGGGAGAAAUGACUUCUAUAGCUGCGCGGACACCCAAUGGAUUAGCUGAUUUGUUUGCAGGUGGCAUGCCAAAACUUAAACCAACUGGACUAACCGGAACAGGGCAAACCAAAAUACAGCCAUCUUCAUUGUCAAAUCAAACCUCUGUAAAUAAAUCACCUUCAAACACAAAUACACUCCCAUUACAAAAGAAACAUGAUGCUGGAAGAAAUAUACAAAACGAUAUUAAGACAAGAGGGCCACCUCCACAGCCGCCAUCUUUUAAUCAAAAACCUAAUAUCCCCUUUAGUACUUCUGAGCCUGUAUCCAUUAUUCCUCCUGGUGUAGGCCACAAUAGGACGGGUAGUGUUCCAAGUCUUGUAUCAGAAAACGGUUCUGGAAGAGGUCCUCCACCAGGUGGUUAUGGAAAACCAAACUUGGCGCCAAAACCACCACCAGUCAAACCAACUGUGCCUGUUAAGAAAUCUACGCUAACAGUCAGUUCAAAUAAUUUGGCAAACGCCGAUAGUCGGAAUUUAGUUUCACGAGCACAAAGUAUGAGGAUCCCGCGAACUCCGCCAGUAGCUCCAAACAAUCAACCGCCCCAAUUUAACAAUUUGGCUAAUAGUAAUAAAAACCAAUUGCCUUCAUUCCAUCAGUCACAAGACAGUAUUCUGAGGACAACAACCUCACCAGCAAAUAAUCAAUGGGGAUCACGAACAUUAAGACCAAUCAAACAUCCAAACACGAGGCCUCCUCCUCCUCCCAUUAAAGCGCCAUUAAAUCCUCCUCCAUGUGCUCCACCACCACCUCCACAUCGAAGUGUACCUCCUCCUCCAAAUGUGCCUCCCCAUAAAAGUAUUCAAAAUAAUGUAACUAACGGAACACCACCAACCCCUCCAACACGUCAUUCUUCCAUGCGAAAUGGACCAACAUCUGUUUUGAGCAUGACACUUUUAGAAGAAAUGGAGGCAAGGUUUUCCACUUUGUUUAAGCCAAUUAACAGAAUACCUCCUCCUCCCAUUUUUCGGAGAGUCGAUAAAAUCUAUAACAGUAGACUAGUCGUUGCAAAGCACCAAGCUCCUAAGCCACCAGGCUAUUGAAAAGUGUGAUUUUGAUUUGCUCAAAUAUGAAGAGAAGGAUUUGAUUGUUUUUUUUAUUGUUAAAGAACAAUACAAAGCAGUCAACAUCGGUUUGUGUGUUCUAAUUUAUUAUUUUUUUGUUUUUGGAAGAAAUUUUAUUUUUUCAUACAUAUAUAUUUAUAAAUAGAAGUACAAUAUUAUUUCAUUUAAACCAAAGGAAUUGUGAUAAUUUGGAGUAUCAUUGAUUGAGUCAAUGACAAAUAAAAUUGAAAGAAAAAAAUAUAUUUUUGUCCCGAAAAUAAUUAAACAUAAUUAUUCUUACAAUAACUAUAAUACAGUUAUGUAUGUUACUUUGUAUAAUUAUUAUAAUAUUAUAUAGAAAUUUAAAUUAUUAAUUUCGGAAAAGAUAUUUUUAUCCAGUAAAUGUUGUGAUAAUAUUUUUGCACCUGUUAUUAUUCUAUCGUGAUUUGUGUUAUAAGAACAUGAUUUUUUUUUUCUAUUUUAAAUGUAAUUUUUUUUUGUCCUAUUUGGUUGGUUGAUAACAUUUUUAAUUAAUUGAUACCCAAUUUCAAGUAUAUUUGAACAUGUGCAUGGGUACGAAUUUUUCUUUAUGAGAAAAUGAGUAAAUGGACUCAAGUUGUGAAAGUAGUAUGUAAUUUAUAUUAUUCCGUUUUGGAUAAUAUGUUGCAAAAUGUCUCGUCAAUUAUGAUAUUUAGGGUCUUGAGCCUACCAAGGUUACACCAAUAGCUGGGUGAGUGAUUAAUCCUAGAUUAGGUCUAAUGACUAAUUCUGUUUGAUUACUUGCGUUUGUUUUAAAAAUGUAAAAGCUGUCUGAUUUACAACAAAAAUCCUCAACAUUUUGUAGGGUUCAAAGAUAUUUACAAUCCAAUGCUACAAAUGUAUGUAAUUUUGCUUGACGCUUACAUGAAUCAGUGUAAGAGGGGGGUGGGGUUAAUUAUUUAAUUAUUAUUGUUUCAAUAAAAUAGAUUGUUAACAUUUUUAUUUUACUUAAUCUCGCCUAGUCAUUAAUUAGAUAGUGAAUUGUACAUUUGUUUAAAGAUGAGGGAAAGGGUUAAUGGAAAGUUAUGUUAUUUCAAUGAAAUUGAAAAAGCUAAUAUUAUAAUCAAAAAGGAAUAUAAUCUCUAACAAAUUUUGUACGGCAUUAGAAAUUUCAUAUUCAAUUUUCUUUCUUCUCUUUCUAUUUAUUUAUCAUUUUGACGUGUAGUUAUUAUUUCAUCAACGAAUCAUAACAACUUGUAAUUUUGUGUUUAUAUUUAAAUAUAAUAUCUAUUUUUUUAAUGAAAAUUUGUAAUUAUUAUGUUUUUUAAUUUUGAUGUUAUUAUUAUUAUAUAUAUUUUUUAACUUGA